This is a messenger RNA of Mizuhopecten yessoensis (Yesso scallop), 6001 nucleotides long. RefSeq lists its product as uncharacterized. The coding region runs from base 322 to 4539 and encodes 1405 amino acids. Gene Ontology annotation, molecular function: RNA polymerase II transcription regulatory region sequence-specific DNA binding; calcium ion binding; DNA-binding transcription factor activity, RNA polymerase II-specific. Lineage: Eukaryota; Metazoa; Mollusca; Bivalvia; Pectinida; Pectinidae. Gene Ontology annotation, cellular component: nucleus. Gene Ontology annotation, biological process: regulation of transcription by RNA polymerase II. The record is from RefSeq and is a predicted model, not a curated record. The transcript is spliced from 6 exons.
AGAAAACAACAAUGCACACAACUUAUACUUGCAGAAAGUAAAAGUAAAUAGGCCUAGGGGCUAGACCGUGAUUUAGCUGUUAGCCAUGUUCGAUCACAGUAACUUUUGGAUAUACAAAAGCACCAUAUAUAUCUGUGAACAGCUAUAAAUUGUUUUGAUAGGCCGGACUAACACCCAUUAUUUUGUAAACAAGCCAGGUAAGGCACGCAUGGUACACAUGCCGUUCAAGGCGGGAGGGAAGGAUAAUCAGAACCUAAAGAUGAUCCGUGAGAGGGGGACCAUCGGAACAUAAUUUUGAACAGUGACCAGAGGAAUAGGAACAUGGAGAACGAUGCAGAGCCAAUUACAGGCAAUGAGGAGGAGGAGGUGAAUACAGAUGAUGACGCUGAAGGUACAUCUUUUUCUAGACAUAAUGCCUUGUUGGAGUUUGACGAUGAUGAUGAUGGCGACAUUGACAUGGAUGACAUCCGUCUGUUUGACGAGACGGAUUUGUGUUCCACUGACAUUUUACAGGAUGAUGAAAUCACACAAGAAACUGGUAUUGAUGAAAGGACUGAUAUUAAAACACCGGAGUUGUGCCCCUUUGACAGUACUCCAACAUUUGAUGACAAGGCUUGUAAUCAGGAAAAUUCAUCUGCAGCUCAUCCUAUUGAGUUAGUGAUUAGUGAUGAAGCUGUUUCUCAGGAAAUUAUUGAGAGAUCUUUGUCCAAAGAUGUUCUGGGAACAUCUCAAAAUGUAUCUUCAGAAAGAAAGCAUAUAAUAAAUAAAAAAAGUAGGGAAACUGUCUCCAUAGGCAAGGAUGUAACUCUGCCACAAGCUUAUGAAUUGUCUAAGACAACAUCAUAUGUGCACCAAGGACAAGUUAUGGAAGGUCAGUCUGAAGGUCAAAGUUCUGGACCAGGAAAUGUACCAGACAAUAAGAGACCAAAUGUUGUUUUUUCUAACAUGGGAGAUGAAACUGACAUGGAGCAGACAAAGGUUGUAUCCGACAUUGAUGAUAUUAGACUGAUUAAACCUAAGGUGAGAAGGUCACCAAGGAAAGUUGAUCAGAAAGAGGCUGAAACCAUAGCAACAGUGACUGACCUCAAUUCACAAGUUGUAACACGAAAUGGGGACAUCAAAGCCAGACUGGACACUCAAACCACAACACCCUCUACCUCCAGAUCUGAGAGCAAUUCACCAGAGGUCAUUGCCAUAGAGGAUCCGUCUCUUGGUGGUGAUGUAGAAGCUGACAGUUUUAGUGUAGAGAAUGAGCAGUACACUGAAAGAGGUCAACAUAAGUGUUACCUGUGUGAGGUGAUGUUUAAUUGUAAGGCCAAUCUGACUGUACACAUGCGUACAGUACAUUCAUACUACCCCCAACUACACCCUUGUGGUUGUACCCACUGUGGGGCACAGUUCAAAUCCGAGGCGUUUGUCAUCAAGCAUGAACAGACAGUCCACAGCUUGGACACUGCCUGUGCAUUCUGUGGAAAGAACCAGUCUACUAGGGAAGCAUUACAGACCCAUGUAUGUAACCACCUCCAGCCCCUGACCUACCUCUGUAUGUUGUGUCGCGAGGACUUUCCCAAUGUGGUCGAGGCAGAAAAACAUUUGAGCAAGCACAAGGGGGAAGUCGCAUUUUGGUCAGAUUUCCUCAAAUGUAGAUUUUGUGGAUCCUUGUUCAGUAAGCGUGAAAAGCUUUAUUGCCACAUAAUGAAAAUACAUGAAGAUUUGUUUAAUAUCAAAUGUAAGUCGUGUAGUCAACGAUUUUAUCUGGAUUCAUCUUUGGCUGUUCAUCGCAGUGAUCAAAAUCACAGACUCGACGGCAAGAGGAUACGGGUUAAUGACAACAUCCAAAUACAAUUCGGUGUCACUAGAACUGGAAAAGUGUCAAAAGAAUUGAUUGACAUUUCAGAAGAUGGCAGUUUUGAAAGUCACAACGAGGCUUGUGCUCUGAAAUUAAAAAAUAGCAUCAAUAAAGGUGGUAUGGAGGUAUCUCAGCAGAGUCACCUGGAUCUGUUGUACAACCUCGGCAAGCUGGACCACAGUGUAAAAGACAGUUGUAGUCCUUGUGCUUCACCAAGGUCGGAUGAUGACGUGACCUCACAGUCAACAAAGGGUCCGAACACUAUUACUGCCAAACAGUGCCUCAUGGCCAAGUUACUUAACAGAAGGCAAACACCAAAAGCAUGUACAACUCCUCUGAAUGACGACAAUCAGGAGAUGAGGAGGAGUAACACAGCCCCAGUACAUGACAGUCUGGAGAACUCAUUCCAGAGGAUCAUGUUCCGUGUAGCAUCCAACAUACAGGAACUUCUCCGCCUCAGCCUCACGAUCGAAGGUCAUGUGACUCAGCAGUCCCAUCAGUUCCUGGCCAAGGUUUACGAUCAGAAGUUCAAAGUCGUCAUGGUGCUGUGGACAGAACUACAAAGCCUGACGAAGGCAGUGAACACUAAUGUAUUCGCCAAAGGGAACAAACUCUCCAAGGAUCUUGUUGAUGAACUCUUGUGUGGCAUUUUGAAGAAUGUGCAUUCAUUACGUAAUUCUAAAGUGGAAACCAUCGUGAUGAUGGGUCAGUGUAUAGCCAAAUCAUUUCAGGAACUUAUAAAGGUGAUGAUAGGCGUGGAUACCAUUAUCACACCCGGCCUUCAGUUGAUAGCCAUCAACCAUUACGAACAUUGGCUUGACUUUAUCCCGACUGUCAUAGAUGCCCAGUGGAAUGUAUUUAGGGAAAUUGCCACAAAUCACACAGACAACAAGAACAAUGAAGUGUUGGAGCUUGUAGGCAGACUCUGGCAUGCACGAAUCACACUCAACCAAGCAGUCCUUCUGAAGAAAGAUGAAAACGAGAAAUGGAAGAAAGGUCUGCACCCCUCAUGUGAGAAAACACUUGUAAAGCCAUCUGAAGUGGAAGGGCAGGUGCAAGCCAAGGAAAAUUUAAAGCAAAUGCUGUUUAAGAUGACCAAUGAAACAGCAGUGUUUGUGGCUGGGAAAAGCACACCAGUGGCCAUUAGUUCUGUGGAACCUGGUACCAAGGUGCUGAUCCCAGUUACCAAGUUACCACCGGACAAACAAGGUCAGAGCCCAGAUACCGUCAAUAUCUUACCAGGGACACAAAGCUCCAACAUAGGGGACAAAGCCAACAUGUUUGCUAAAGUGGCCCAUCUACCAGGCUUUCUGUCUAACGAGCAGCAUGAAGGCUAUCGCCUAGUCUACAUUUCUGAAGGAUUUCUUAGAGAAGGAAUUCACCCAAUGACUGUAUCUAAACCUCAGCAGCCAAUCAGCAUUGAUCUUGUUAGUGACGAGGAAAGUGAUGAUGGUGGCUUUGAAAAUGCUGAAGACAAUGUAGAAUUCUCUGAUGAUGAUUGUGUUGAAAGAUCUGGCAAAAAGUCUGAUACAUCUGCCGAAGGUUUAGUGAUGGAUUGUGUUGAGGAUGACCCUAUCACUGACGAUACAGAGAGAAAAAAGUCAAAGCAGAUAAUAGAAAAAGCAACCAAAGUAACAAUUGUCACAAACAGAGAGAAUGAUGCUGAGCAUAUGGAGCUUGACUGUGUCACCAUAAAACCUGAACCAAUGGAUUACAAUAACAUCACAGUCGACCUCUGUCUAUCGGAUGACAAUGAAGAUGAUGAAGAUGAUGAGGAUAAGAAAGAAAAGGUUGAGAAUGACAGAAAGAAAGAUUCUGUCUCUGUGGUAAUGCUGGACUCUGUAAAUAAUGAGGAAAUAAAAAUUGUGUUAGCAGAGGAUGAUGAUACCAUAGGGAACAGGGCGCUGAAUACAAGUCCUCAAGUAAAACUGGAAAAGACUUACGACGGAGACACGGAAACAUCUGAUCCUACACAGUCCAUACAAAGUAAAAGAAGCUUGCCAGUGGAUGAGUUUGUGACAGGGGCAGACAACUUCAUGAACCCACCAAACAAAAAACUUAAACUAGUUAAAGUCUUUAAUGGUGCUACAUAUGAAGACACCUCAGUUAACAAUCUAAAUAGUCUUCCAGAAGGGGGGAUAACUCCAGAACCCCCUUCCAUGCUUAGAGUGAAAACAGAGCCUAUUAGAGAGGAUGAACCUGAUAUAUCAAGGGAGACAACUAUCAAGGUUAAAAAGGAACCUGUGUUACCAAGUUAUGAUGAAACUCAAUUAACGUCAUCAGUUCUGGAUACUGCUGUGCCUCUGAAAAUCAAAUCUGAGCCAGUAGAAUCAGCAGGUUCUAGGCCAUGCACUGUGGCAGUCAAUUCUGAGCCAGUAGAAUCAGUAGGUGGUAGGCCAUGCACUGUGGCAGUAAAUUCUGAGCCAGUAGAAUCAGCAGGUACUAGGCCAUGCACUGUGGCAGUCAAAUCUGAGCCGGUAGAAUCAGCAGGUUCUAGGCCAUGCACUGUGGCAGUCAAUUCUGAGCCAGUAGAAUCAGUAGGUGGUAGGCCAUGUACUGUGGCAGUCAAUUCAAUGGAAGACUGUAAAGAUACAGUACAAAAGAAAUUAAAUGGCCAGUUGGACAUAAAGUCUGAGCGCUGUGAGACGCCACUGUCAGACUCUGAGGUGCUCAAGGCGUACUACUCCUGAUAUUAACAUUAGAUCUGAAACUUAGAUCAGCAAUAACCAACAUUGUUUCUUUACCUGUGCUUAAUCCUCUAUUAAAAUCAUGACAGAUUUUCUGAAAUCGAUAGCACUAGUUGACCUCUACUUUAGUUUAAUACUGAUGUAGUGUAUAAUUCAAGGACUGAUUUGAGAACAACAAAUUAACUGCAUGUUUACUAAACCAGUAGAUCUGAUUACAGGUGAAUAGCCAACAAAACAUCUUUUGUUCCAAAGGAAACAAGCAUCAACUGUUCUAUUAGAAUAGCGCGUUAUUUAGGUGCUGUAUCAGAGGUGAAAAGGCCAUAUUGUACUGACAGUGUCUGUCCGUAUGUCUGUUUGGGCAUACUUUUGGUUGUCUGAGAUUAUCUCAGACCCAGCAUUCUAGAAUUUCUUCAGUUACAUAUACUCAUACACUGUAAUAUAUAGAUGUGCAAGUUACUAAAGUCAAGGUCAAGUUCACUAUUAUUAAAAUAGAGCAAAGGGUAUAAAUUCCAAAACGCAUAAUAUUGCGCUUUCUGAAUCAGCAAUGUUGAUUUUGAUGGUAAGUGAUAUUAGAUUGAUAAUUACAGGAAUCCACAAAAGUCAAGUCACUGUUACAAAAAUAGGACCGGGACAGUUUACUGUCAACACUGCAGUGUAUGGCCCUUUCUCACUUGUUGAUGUUCGAAUGGUAAAAUGGAACUAGUUGGAUAAUUACACCAUAUUACCUGGACCUUGCAGUCCACUGUUUGGCGCUGUGAUUCAUUGAGACAAAUACAAUUUUGUUCAUACUUUGUGGUAAAUGGUACUUAGUAAGCAUAUAUUACCCAUCUCAUAAACCAAAAUGUCUGCCAUGACUUAAAGCCGAUUCAUUGAGACUUUUUGUGUUCUUAUAAAACUUCUACACUGCUGGUCUGAAUUAGUUCCUACUUGUUGGUGAAUGGUACUUGUCAGAUGGGGAAAACCUUAUACAGCUGUACUGGUAUUACAAAAUACGAAUCAAAGAGGAUUGCUGUGGCUUCUGUUUAGCAAAUAUUGGGGAUUUAUAGUCAGGCAAACAGUGAACAAAUUACUUACUUGUCUGUUUUCUGUUUUUUGUGGUUUACCAAUUGUAUGCAAAUGAAUAUCUUUCUUUAUACUUUGUUUCUGGGAUAUGUACUAUUCAUUUGAUCAUUUCUAGCAAGCAUCAGGAAAAAGGGUAUCAGUGUAUACAUGUGUUUUUUGAUGUAGUUCCAGGGAUAGAGCCAAUGUUGUUACUUUAAAUUUUGGUCGGUUCUGUUUAUCCCUUGCCCGGAUACCACCUUGUAUGCAGGGCGAUUGAAGAAUAGGGAAAACUAAGCAUAGAAGUCAAUCGCAACAAGCUUGGGAUAAGUUGUUUUAUACGCCCGUAAAGUUUGACGGGAGUAUUAUGGUAAGGCAUUGUCCGGCCGGCCGGCGUAAACUUUUGUCCGGCAAUCUCCUCCUACAU